AUGGCUGCACUGGAAAAGACGCGAACGGUAUUCCAGCUCGACAACAUCGGGUCGUGGUUCGAGAACAUUGCCGUCCGCGCAAACGGUAGGCUCCUCGCCACCCGUAUCGACUUGCCCCAGCUCUGGGAAAUCGACCCAGCCAGCGGCGACGGCGCGGCCGUCGUGACGUGGCCCGCCCCCAUCACUAGCGUCACGGGCAUCACCGAGCUGACCCCGGACAUCUUCGCCGUCGCCGUCGGGCAGUACGAUGGCCUCGCCAAGGCAACGAUCCCGGGCACGUACGAGAUCCACACCGUCGACUUCGGUUCUCCGAGCGGGCCGUACACGCCGCGAUUGGUGACCGCCAUACCCGAGGGUGGGCUCAUCAACGGCAUCACGAAGGCCGACGGCGCAGGCACGGUCGUGUUGGCAGCCGACUCCGAGUACGGCGUCUUGUACAGGGUCGACGUGGCCGCCAAGUCGUACGACCGCCUCAUGGCCGACGAGCUGAUGCGCGCCCCGGAGGGCGCGAUGCUGUCGCUGGGCAUUAACGGCGUCAAGGUGCGCGGCGGCUACAUCUACUUUUCCAACUCGAUGCGCAACACGCUCUAUCGUGUGCCUGUCGAGUCCGAGUCCGCGUCGUUCCGACCGACGGGGCCUAUCGAGCCCGUGGCAAGCGGGUUCAUGCAGGAUGAUUUUUGUCUUGACGAGGACGGGACCGCAUACGUGACGACGCAUCCGAUGAAUACCGUGGUGAAAGUGGCUGCUGGGUCGAGCGAGGGAGAGGUUAUUGCGGGGAACCUGGAGUCCCUGGAACUCGCGGGCAGUACGGCGUGUGCUUUUGGGCGGGGUUCCAACGACAAGAGGACGCUUUAUGUUUCGUGCGCUGGCGCGCUCGCCGCGCCUGUGAAGGGUGAGCAGGUGGAGCCGGCCAAGAUCGUGGCUAUUGAUCUUUCGUAA
Molecule: messenger RNA, 939 nt
Organism: Lasiosphaeria miniovina
Lineage: Eukaryota; Fungi; Ascomycota; Sordariomycetes; Sordariales; Lasiosphaeriaceae
Exons: 1
Coding region: 1-939 (312 amino acids)
Source: RefSeq, a predicted model, not a curated record